UGACGUUUUGUUCUCUGCGCGCGCCGUGAAUCUAAACUCGGAAUCGCUACAUGUCACCGACACGCUCCUCUCGCCGCCGCGGCCGCUGCCUGUAGGUUCUAGCGAUCCACCGAUGGCGAGGCCGGCGGCGAAGGCGCUGCCGCCCAAGCACCUCGUGGCGCUCGCCGCCGUCGCCAUCCUCGGACUCUUCCUAGUCGCCGACUACCUCUGGGCCUCCUCCCGCUCCGCUGCCUCCUCCAUCUGGCCCUCGAGGCUCGAUAUCUCCACUCGCCCCACGGCGUCGCGGCCGCCCUCGGAGAAGCAAACAAAGGGCAAUACAUCUACAGGUUCCAUGGACAUAAGUGCCACUUUUGCGGAUUUGCCAGCACCAGAAUUGCAGUGGGAGCAGAUGGCUGCAGCACCGGUACCACGUUUGGAUGGUGCUGCUAUACAGAUUAAGAAUCUCUUAUUUGUGUUUGCUGGAUAUGGCACCAUUAACUAUGUGCAUUCUCAUGUGGAUAUUUACAAUUUCUCGGAUAAUACAUGGGGAGGAAAGUUUGAUAUGCCAAAGGAAAUGGCACAUUCACAUCUGGGGAUGGUUACAGAUGGAAGAUAUAUUUAUGUAGUAACUGGACAAUACGGCCCUCAGUGUAGGGGGCCUACAGCUCGAAAUUUUGUGUUGGACACUGAAAGAAAAGAAUGGCAUGAUUUGCCUCCAUUGCCAGUUCCUAGGUAUGCUCCAGCCACACAACUUUGGAGAGGGAGGCUUCAUGUGAUGGGUGGUAGUAAGGAGGACAGACAUGAACCUGCACUUGAACAUUGGAGCCUCGCAGUUAAGGAUGGGAACGCAUUGGAGCAAGAAUGGAGGAGCGAGAUACCAAUCCCGCGUGGUGGUCCACAUAGGGCAUGUGUUGUUGCUAAUGAUAAGCUCCUUGUUAUUGGUGGUCAAGAAGGAGAUUUUAUGGCCAAACCUGGAUCACCUAUAUUUAAAUGUGUUAGAAGAAGUGAGAUGGUGUACAGCGAUGUAUACAUGCUUGAUGAUGAAAUGAAGUGGAAGGAACUUCCACCCAUGCCGAAGCCAGAUUCACAUAUAGAGUUUGCCUGGACGAAUGUCAACAAUUCUAUAAUUAUUGCUGGGGGAACUACAGAAAAGCACCCAAUUAAUAAAAGAAUGACCUUGGUUGGUGAAGUCUUUCGGUUCAAUUUGGAGACACUGGAAUGGAGUGUGAUCGGGCGGUUACCUUUCCGGAUCAAGACCACGUUGGUAGGAUACUGGGAUGGCUGGCUGUAUUUCACUUCCGGGCAACGGGACAAGGGCCCAAGCAACCCAUCUCCUAAAAAGGUUGUCGGGUGCAUGUGGAGAACUAAGUUGCACCUGUGAUUUUUCUAAAGGAGAACUGAUUUUAGCAGAGCAUUCCUUCAGUAUUCUUUUGGGUACAUAACUGUUCGAUUCCCCCCUGUUGGUGAGCGAGUUAGUUUAUUGUCAUACGAAUUGGCUGGCUUUGUUGUGCACUUUCACAUCAUGCCACUUACUCUGUUGUAUGCUUAAUUUUUGCGGUUAUAUCACAGAAUAGCUCACUUUACACAAUUUUGUACAAUAUCCUAUGCUGAUGUUCUAAUCUUGUAGCUGUAACAGAUACCUCUACUCUUGUGUUUCUUGAUGUUCCUAUAUCCUUGUAUAUAGCAGUUCGUGGGAGAAAAGCAUCUUGUACCAAAUACUGCUAGCCACAUCAGAUGUAUUUUAGUUGUAGAUACAUCCAUUUUUGUGACAAGUAAUUCCGAACGGAGGGAGUACAUCCGAGAGGUGUUCAGAUAAGGGGUAUCCGGCAGUAGUAGCUUCUAAACUGGAUGGGAAUCCAGUUCGUUUCCUCUGAGGCAUCAACGUCAUCUUGACCUAUUCCUACAGUUGACUUGAGCUCUCUCAACUCACACGGUUACACCUCUCACAUGCCUUCUGUGACAUGGCAAGUAUUGUUCUCUGACGGUUGCUGCUUUUCGCCCGUGUAAUUGGACUUGUAUAAAGUGGCUGGAUGUUCCUUGUGAUUACGAUGAUCAACACAUUUAUGUUUUCUUUCCCUUCAAAA
This is a messenger RNA of Triticum dicoccoides, 2063 nucleotides long. RefSeq names its product kelch repeat-containing protein At3g27220-like. The transcript is spliced from 9 exons. The coding region runs from base 113 to 1360 and encodes 415 amino acids. NCBI's taxonomy places the organism in Eukaryota, Viridiplantae, Streptophyta, Magnoliopsida, Poales, Poaceae. Gene Ontology annotation, molecular function: protein binding. The record is from RefSeq and is a predicted model, not a curated record.